CAUUCGGCUCAUGGCCCUGAUUUCCUGUGUCCUGGUUUUAGACCCUGUCUGAGAAAUAAUUUACUGAAAUGCUCGAUUUCAUUCCCCAGACUUCCAUAUAAUUUGCAGCGAGUUUUUCAUUCUUCUACCGAGUAGAAGACCCCCUCCUUUUGUUCAGCUUCUAAAGCAACAAGCUCAUUGGUUGUAGUUCUCACUAGAUAAAGAGAAAGAGAGAGAGAGAGAGAGAGGGGGUUGGAGUAAUGGGAGAAGGCAGAGAAGGGGACUGGGAGUGCAGCGGAUGCAAGAACAGGAACUACGCUUUUAGAUCCUUUUGUAACAGAUGUAAGCAGCCUCGUCUUCUUGUUGACACCAAAACUCCAGCUGACUCUAAGUGGCUCCCUCGUAUAGGUGAUUGGAUCUGCAGUGGUUGCACUAACAACAAUUAUGCAUCGAGAGAAAAGUGCAAAAAGUGCGGGCAACCAAAGGAGAUAGCAGCAAUGCCAGCAAUUGCAAUCCCUGGAGCUUCUCUCCCAACUUAUUCCCAUUAUUUUGCCAGGGCCCUAGGAGCACUGGAACAAAAGAUAAAUGUUGGAGUUGUAGGCAGUGGUGCUCCCCAGCGCUCGCUUCCUUUGAGUUCCAACUGGUCUGUAGUGGGGGCUGAUAAUUGUGGACUUCAGUCAGCGUCUACAUGGCCUCUUGCUGGAAACCAAACUUCCAGGUUUCCUUGUAAUCAGUCUCUUUCUGUUCCAAAAGGAUGGAGAAAUGGUGACUGGAUGUGCAACUGUGGCUUCCAUAAUUACUCUUCACGUUCGCAGUGCAAAAACUGCAAUGCAUCUAUAUCACGAGCCCUUGGAACCAAGCGAUUAGCAUCUGAAGAAUUUGUACAUAACUGGGAUAACAAAAGAUUGAAUUCAGGACAUGGUACUGAGCAGCCACAGCUGUAUCCUGGGUUUGAGCAAAUGAUAGAAGCUAAUACUGACCCAAAAUCUGGGGCAUAUCCUCCCGGUGCAGCUUCAAAUUGGCAGUUUCCAAUUCCAUUUCCUCAGCUAGCUGCAGCACCAACCCUUCUUGGAAAAGGAGCAAAGCAAUGGCGUAGUGGAGAUUGGAGGUGCACAAAGUGCAACAAUCACAACUAUGCAUCUCGAGCUCAAUGCAAUAGGUGUAAGACUCAGAGAGACACUGUCGCUGAGCCGGUCAAUGCUGCAUAGUCAUCAUUGAAUGCAGGUUUUGAUUCUUGAGGGAUAUUUCUAGUACAUUGGCCAGGCUCUUCUUUUUUUUUGUUUUUUGUUUUUCCAUGUACAACAAAAACCAAAGCUCACUAUAGGUUUAGAUUCAUUUUUUGUGUUUGUGAUUGUGAUUAUGAGUUCCCUCGGGGGAGCUUUAUAUAACUAUUGUUUAAUGCUAGAUUGUAUAACUUGACUGGUUGAAUUGGGGACAUAUAA
Messenger RNA from Gossypium arboreum, 1421 nucleotides. RefSeq lists its product as uncharacterized. Bases 240 to 1187 code for a protein of 315 amino acids. The record is from RefSeq and is a predicted model, not a curated record. The transcript has 7 exons. Gene Ontology annotation, cellular component: cytoplasm. Gene Ontology annotation, molecular function: mRNA binding. Lineage: Eukaryota; Viridiplantae; Streptophyta; Magnoliopsida; Malvales; Malvaceae.